AUGUGUCAUGCCGAAAAAUUGGAAAUUUCAUCAAAAUAUAAAAGCAAUCUUUCACACGUUUAGAGGGUUACAUCAACAGUAGUGCUCUAGUUCAAAAUGAGGCUAAUAUUGUUGGUAGCGCUAUGCUGCGUCUUCUAUCUCGCAACGGCAGCACCUCAACCGUCAGGUGAAAAACAAAACUCGUCAGGUGGAAAACAAAGCUCGUCAGGUGAUAAACAUAGCUCGUCAAAUGGAGGCAAAGGCUCGUCGGGCGGAGGAAAGAACUCGUCGAGUGGAGGAAAGGACUCGUCGAGUGGAGGAAAGGACUCGUCGAGCGGAGGAAAGGACUCGUCGAGCGAAGGAAAGAAUGCGCCCAGCGAAAAAAAGAGCGCGUCGGGUGGAGGAAAUAGUACGUCGUGCGAAGGAAACAAAGAGUCGGAUGAUAAAUCAUCGACAGAUAUGGAAUCAGCACCUAAGGACAAUUCAAUGUUCCCAGUCAUCACAAAAUGGCUACUCAAAGAGCUUAGGCAAUUCAUGCCGACCGUUUACGCGAUUAUUAGAUUCUGCUGGAACUGGAUGGUUUCAGCCGUCAAGAAGCUUGUAGACGUCCUUUUCCCGGGCCCUAUUCUGACUUACCUAAUAAAUACAUUUAACAAGACCAAACAUAAAUAAUAUGUGAAAGGUCUACA
Aricia agestis (brown argus) is the source of this 668-nucleotide messenger RNA. Its product is annotated as golgin subfamily A member 6-like protein 2. Bases 97 to 651 code for a protein of 184 amino acids. The record is from RefSeq and is a predicted model, not a curated record. Lineage: Eukaryota; Metazoa; Arthropoda; Insecta; Lepidoptera; Lycaenidae. The transcript is spliced from 2 exons.